AUGAACGCAUCGCUGAGGAGCGAGCGGCGUGGUAGGUCACGAACAGGGGUGGUGGGGGCCACGGAGAGUGCGUCGCAGAUACACACAGCGCAACUUCUGGGCCGUAGCAAUGAGCUUCUGCAUGCAAGCCGGGCCUUCUCGGCGUGGGCGGCCGCCAUCCGACAACGCAGACUGCAGACGCACUUGAAGAGGUGCUCCACGAUGUUGAAGCACAACUCUCUUCGCCAGGAGUACACUCGGUGUUUCAUGCGGUGGCUCGCCUUUACCCAAAUGCGAACCUCCGAGAAUGUGCGAUCGGCCAUUCGUCUGCGUCAAGACGUGCCGCUGCGGUCCAAGGCGGACUUCCUCGCCCUAGCACGUCGGUACUUCGCCAAGUGGCGCGCACAUGUGCGGAGGCGCAAGCAGCGCACCGUCACCAACGUAGAACUGCUCGAGGCGCUCAACAAGGAGCGACUCCGCAGCCGCAGGCUACUCAAGUGGUGGCGUUUCCACAACGUGCAGACAAGGAAGCACUGCGCCACCGGGAUUGCCGAACGGGAAGAUGCGAAUCGGAAGCUGCAGCAGGAGUUACAGAAAGCCGUGCAUGAGACGAAGGCCUUACGUGAUCAGCUCCAUGCGGCUCGUCAGCAGCAGUCAGAACUGCAGAAUGACUUGGAGAUCAGCCGCGGCGACAUCGGCGCCUCGGAGCAGCAGCGUCAAAGGGAGGUCGACGAGCUGCGUGAGGCGAUACAGCAAGCAGUGAAGCUACUGGACGGGCCGUCGAGUCUGCGUUUGCGCUCGCUGCACAAGUGGAGCAUCGUCGCAGCAAAUCCUUGCAGCCCCUCAGGUGUCUCGAAGCCACGGCCGCCGUCUCCCGAAACCCUGCUGAAGAGCGCCCGCCAGUCGAAGGACACUGCCGAAGCCUUGCUGUGCGCUGUGGGUGACACCCUCGCAUCCCUUUCAUUGAUCGCCAAAAUGCCUAAGCCGCCCGCGUCGUUCGAGGAGUGCGCCGCGCACCUGCACGAGCGACUCAGGGAAGAGACGGAGGCCACCACCAUCAAGGCGCAGCGCGAUGAGCUGGCCUCGGCAGCGCAAACGGCGCGUGCCUCUCUGGCAGCGGCAUCUUCGCUGCUGCAAAUGGUCUCCCCGGCCGAUUCCGACUGGGAGUCGAGCCACGGGCCGUCGCUGACGACCUCACGCCUGGGAGACGGGCCCAACAAAUCGGGCCUGCACUCUGUGCUUCGCAAUACGGGCGGCGGUCAGCGCUCCGGCGCAGCAGUCGUGAACUUUGACCGACCCUCAUCCGUGGCCCCGGGGGUGCGAAAGGAGACACCGCCGUCGAUCCGCCCUCCAGCCUCCCCGGCGGAUACAACCUUCAUUGACUACCAGAAACUGCCGCGGCUACUUGUAGAGGACGCCAAGGCUGCCUUCGGCGCCAUUCAGGCGAUGCGCCAGGACGGCAGGCGAUCCUCGGACGAGGUGGUGAAUUUGCAGGGUGCUGCGCUCCGUGCCCUCGACGCGUUCGGCGGCCGCGGUGCCACGAACACCAACUUCAUGGCGAAGCCGAAGGAGUCGGUUGAAGAGCGCGCCAGUCGAUCAGCCAACAUCGCCGAUUCGCUGCGCACCCUCUGCGAAAACAUGGACGCAGUACUGGUGCUGACAUCAUUGUGGUCCGGCAAAGGCGCGUCGGAGAAGGUUAGCGUGGCACUGGAGCGGCUGUGGCACCGCACCCAAGAUCUAGAAGCCGCCCAUGCCGACGACCUGCAGCAUAUGGCGCAGUAUGCUGCGGUGGUGCACACCUCAGUCGCCAUUCUGCGACCCCCUCCUGCCACACCGCCGUCGACCAUGAGUCAGAGGACUGCCGCACUGUUGGCGCGAAGGCAGCAGAAGGCGCCGCCGGACGAUGUCGUGGCUACGCCUCAGCAAGUCGAGGUAGCACGCCGUAGCGCCGGGCACUUGGCGACCAAGGGCGAUCGAAAACCCACAGAGCUCAUAGAGCUGUGCUUGCAAGCUCAGCAACGAGCAGCAGCGGAGCAGCCCAGUCUACCGACGAAUGAGUUUGACGGGCUGGCGAAGAGUGCGCACGAAAUCAUAGAAGUCGCCAUAGGCAAGAGCCGUUGUGGAGAAAAAGGAGUGCGGUUUUCUGCGGCACCCAGUAGCCGCCCUGGCAGGUCUAGGGUCGCACCGGAGACAUCCAACUCAGCAGCAGGAGGAGCUGAGGCGUCACGCAGCGGUUCCAUGCACCCUUCAACCGCCGAGGCGGUGGCAAAAGCCUUGACGGCUGCGGCUGCGGUAGCCGCAGAGGCGCUCAGUAGCUCUGACGGGGUUGUCGAUAACUCCCUUGUCGACGCCAUUGUGCGUGCGCGGGGGCAGGUGCGCCAACUUCAAGAGCAACUGAAGGACCUCGCUCUGUCGGAGCUGCAAAACGAAGAGGCAAAGAAGCGGCUGCAGGCAGAGCUGAAAGAGACGGUGACGCGCAACAAAGUCAGCGAGAGAGCUCGAAAGAAGUAUGUCGACGACUUCGACAAGGGCCGCAGCGUCGCCGAGAGGGAUCUGCAGAGGCAGCUGAGAGAACUGCAACGGGAGGCAGCGCAGAGCGCGCAAGUCUGCAGGAGUCUCGAGAAGGAUCGAAGGGAACUGGAGGAGGGCAACAAGGCGAAGGAUGUAGCAUUGCAAUCACAGACGGAGGCAACGCAUAGGUUGAGCGAGGAGGUGGAGAGCCUGCGAAGGCAGCUGGCUGCAGCCGAGUCCGAAAACUCGAUGAGUGGCGAAAAGAGAGAAGUGCUGCGUCGGCAUCUUGACGACCUGCAGCGGCAACGGGCGGAUUAUGACGCCGCCGUCGCGGAGCUGGAGACCCAGCUUUGCUCCGCGCACGACGCUAUCGAGACGGCUGCUGUCGCGCACCAUGAGCUGGCGAGGCAGCUGUCGGAUGUUGAAGAGGCGAAUCGAAGAAACAAUGCCAUGAGUGUGUUCCUGCGCGAUGUACUGCGGGACUGCUUGACGCGUCUGCAUCACUUGACGCAUAACUGGAGUGCUGCGGCAGCGUGGGAGCGGUCGCUCACACUUCAGCAAGCACCCGACAGGCCGCCACCGAUACUGACCCGCGGCAGCGACCCGUCCGACUACGUAGAGUACUUGUUGCAACUGGACGGCAACGACACGAUGGGGAAGCUUCUGGUGCAGCAGCACCUGCGCGAGAACAUGGCGGUGCAAAGGUUGCGGGAACUCAGUGUGGAUGGAGGGGUGGCAGGCGCACCUCGUUCGGGGUCGGCGGCAACGCCUGUAGGUCACAGCGUCCGUUUCGACGGUGCCGAUCCAUCCACCUGGGAGGUUGUCGCGGAGCUGCACAAUCGCCUUGUCCUCCUGUACGACCUCAUUGCCGAUGUGGACGAUAGCGCGGUGGAGCAACGUGCGCGUAUUGGCACACUUACAGUAGUGAAGGGCCAGCCGAGGGCAGACGUGCUGAAGGCGCUUGUUGAGCUUAAGCCAUGGUCGUCCGCUGCCGCGGUCGCGGCUCACACAGAACAUCACGUGGCACCGAGGUCGUCCGAAGACGGCGCCGAGUCGUCGCCUCACGGCCACGCCUUGCGGAUAUCCUGUGCUGAAGUGGCGCAGGCGCUGGAGGAGAUGGAAAAGGUGGCGGCUCGAACGCGACCGUUGAUGGAGAUGCGUUCUUCCGGAUCGCCGCUCCGCCGCGCAAACGUUAAAGGGCCGCUCGACAUGCCGAGCACUGAUGGAGCUGCUACGAAGCGGCUGCUGUCGCUGGUGGCAGAUGUGCAGGACAUGGCGCACUGCUUACAGCAUCUGUCGGAGUCCGUCAUACACGCCAUUGUUGCCCUUGGUGGCACGCCCGAUGAAGGAGAAGCAAAUAUGUCGAACAUCAUGGAGCGCCGAGACAGCGCGAGCUCGCCCAUGGCCGCCGCAGCGACGGAGAGCACUGCAGUCAAGCGCCACACACAGGCUGGGGCUCAGACUGGGUGUGUAGACAGUCGCAUGCUCGCCACCCGUCUGGAGGCGAUAUGCAAGGAGACGGGCACAUCCGUCCAGGAGCUGAAGCAGCUGCUAGGCGUCAGGGAUGGUGUCAGCGGCGCUUCCUGCGAAAGCUCGACGAAGGGGAUUGACAAGCCACUGAAACUGAGAGACCUGCUGCCGUUCACUCGCACCAAGAUGCAGGAGUUGCAAGAGGUGAAGCAGGAGUCGGAGCGGAUACUGACCGGACUGAACCACGCCUUCAGCGAUGACGACUCGCUCUCCACCGCGUCCUCGACCCAGCGCUCGCUGAAGCGGAAGCGAAAGCCGCUACCUGCCCUCCAGUGCACACCCGAGAAGGGCCUGCGUCUCAUGCAGCAGGAAAUGGAGGGCCGCGUGAAGACGUCUAGGCGCCCUGGUGACUACGCCAGCCUGCUACAGGACCCAAAGGUCACGGUGCGGGAGCGCAUCGGCGACUUGCAAAACCUUCGUUUUACGUGUUGCUCAAUCCUGCAAGUUCUGGAAGGCCGCCUUGUCAAGGGCGACGAGGCGGAGAAGCCGCCCAAGUACGGUGAGUCCCUGAUGGCCAUGCUAACUUCACAGCUCGUGGAUCUCAAGCAGGUUCUGCCAGAGACAGAGGAGGCCCUCGCCGGCUACCGCAGCACUCUGCUCAAUGUCACCGUCGGUACACGACUGCACAUGCUGUGCGGCGUGGUUCGCUCUCUGAAACUGGAGCGCGACUCGCUCAAAGAGGACCUGGCGCGCUGCAGUCUACAGGGCCAUAUGCUGCUGAGCGAUUUCAGUGAGGAGACGAAGGCGCUUCGUGCGAUGAUUGCUCGUCGCGAGGAAGAGCAGGCGCGCCACGCGAGCGAAAUGGCCAGCGCAUCUGGCGAGACCGAUGCUCAGAAGUGUAACGUAGCGAAGUUGACGGCGAAGCUGACAUCGUUUGAGCAUGAGCGUAACUUGCUGUGCGACGCCCUCGUUCACACCCUGCGCAACUUGCCAGGCACGCCAUACCGACGCGUUCCUCUCGUCGGGAUGCAGAGGAACCUGCUCGCUGCCUUGAAAGAGCAGGGAGAGCUGCUGACGGCGUAUGUGGAGGCAGCCCUUCAGCGUGCCAACGCACAUCAGCAGCACCUGCAAGACAUCCUUCAUGGCUCCCUCAGCGAACUGCGCUGCGACAUGGCAGCACUGCGCGCGGAGGUGACGAACAGCUGGGAUAUCUACGGCCGACAUAUGGCGAGCGCAGCAGUGCAGCAGCUUGUGGAGACGGCGGAGGUGUUGACGCUGGAAAACAACAUGUUGCGUCCACGCGCGAUCGAGCGGGAGCAGCUGAAGCUCGAGAAGGCGGACUUGGAGGCCGCGCUGGCGGAUGCGGAAGCGGCUCGCGCGGAUGUCUUGGCUCGUCUGGAGCACGCUGAGGAUGAGAACACGCAGCUGCGGAGAGCAGUGCGGGACGCGCAGAUAGCGCAGGCGCUCACCAACGGCGAUGACGACGACCAGGCCGGCGAUAGAAGGAGCCGAAGUGGUGAAAAGGUGCCGCGGACGCACUCGGUGGACUGGGAGCGGCGCAUGAUCAAGGGUGCCACAGGACUGUCGAUGGACAUGGUCGACUCGAUGAGUGGCACGUCCAUGUCAUCUGUCUUCGGCUCCGUUGUCGAGGAGACGCUGCGCAUUUACGCGGGCGUGCGACACAGUUUGCGGGAAAUGGUUGCAGCCUGUGAGGCGGCGCGCGGCAAGGACAACUGUCACGUGCGGAUCGCAGUUGAGGAGCAACUGCAUGAAUUGCGAGAGCUGGCCGAAUCCGCCGACUUCCUGAGGUCGCGUCUACCAGUGCUGUACCGUGUGCCGUAUCAGUGA
This is a messenger RNA of Leishmania mexicana MHOM/GT/2001/U1103, 5808 nucleotides long. RefSeq lists its product as hypothetical. NCBI's taxonomy places the organism in Eukaryota, Euglenozoa, Kinetoplastea, Trypanosomatida, Trypanosomatidae. The record is from RefSeq and is a predicted model, not a curated record. The coding region runs from base 1 to 5808 and encodes 1935 amino acids. The transcript has a single exon.